This is a messenger RNA of Hyaloperonospora brassicae, 1197 nucleotides long. Lineage: Eukaryota; Oomycota; Peronosporomycetes; Peronosporales; Peronosporaceae. The record is from the annotation of a GenBank genome assembly.
AUGUUUGGGUUCAAUGUGAACAAGCUCAAGCCGAACCUGACUAUGGCCGUGCACCGCAUCGGCAUUGUCAAGAACAAGAAAGCCAACGCAGCGUUGGUGCAACGCCGUGAAGUGGCACGACUUCUGCGUGAAGGAAAAGAGGAGAAAGCGCGCAUUCGGGUGGAAGGCAUUAUACGUGACGACUUGAUGAUCGAAGGCUACGAGAUCUUGGAGCUACUGUGUGAUCUCCUGGCCGAGCGAGCUAAUCUCAUCAAGACGGAAUUUGACUGUCCGCAUGACAUGCGCGAGGCCGUGUGCACGCUCAUGUGGGCCGCCAACCGCACGGACGUCCCUGAGCUGGCCGAAGUGAAGCGUCAGCUCACGAGAAAGUACGGACAGGACUUUGAAGCAGCAGCGAGUCGCAAUGUCGACGGCUGUGUGAAUGGGCGCGUGAUGCAGAAGCUCAGCGUGCACCCGCCGAGUGCGUUCCUCGUAGUCAACUACAUGAAGGAGAUUGCGAGAGAGUUUCACGUGGACUGGGCACCAAAGGAAGCUCAGGUGAUAGCGGCGGACCCUUUGGCACCAAUCCCAGUGCCUGCGGGCGCUUUCGACACGAAUGGUACAAGAGUCUCAGGAUCCGACUUUUCGGCUCUACAUGCUUCGGUACGAUCCGUUGCACGACGACGUUCUUCGUGCCAAGGCGUUGGCGCGCCUAGCAGCUGUAUGGGGGGUGGGGUGGGGGGGAAGUAUACUAACUACCAGGUGGCUAUUCUCCAGGGCUCUUCUGUGUCUGGCGCCAGUGCAUCUCACGGACCUCGCGCUCCUUCUGGCCCUUCCGACACGGGCGCGACUGAUGACACCGCCGCCUCAUUGCUGUCGUCGCGGCGGACAGUGCAAAGCUACACGAACCAGCCGACGCACUACUUUUCCACGCGAUCGUCGCAGCCGGUGUCGAUCGACCAAUUAGAUGACGACGAGGACGAAUCCAUCGACCCGAUGCAACCGGCACCAGUGCGCUCCAUCGAAGAAUUGCCUCUUCCACCGUCAUAUCCUGUUCCUACUGCUACUACUACCGCUACUGCUUCACUUGCAGCUGUGCCUAUGCCACCGCCAAGCAGCGGAGGUAUCCCCGAUUUCGACGAACUCACAGCCCGCUUUGAGCGCCUUCGCAAGCGUCAAGACCGCCAUGACCAGGGCAACAUGUCGUUUACGUUUUAA